This is a messenger RNA of Eleginops maclovinus (Patagonian blennie), 1675 nucleotides long. RefSeq names its product protein-L-isoaspartate (D-aspartate) O-methyltransferase (gene pcmt1). The transcript is spliced from 8 exons. Bases 55 to 852 code for a protein of 265 amino acids. The record is from RefSeq and is a predicted model, not a curated record. Gene Ontology annotation, biological process: protein modification process. Gene Ontology annotation, cellular component: cytoplasm. Gene Ontology annotation, molecular function: protein-L-isoaspartate (D-aspartate) O-methyltransferase activity. NCBI's taxonomy places the organism in Eukaryota, Metazoa, Chordata, Actinopteri, Perciformes, Eleginopidae.
AUUUUUAAAUGCCACUGUUGUGUAUCAGGUGGUGUGAUGGUGAUAUAAGUGUGGAUGUCUGGUGACGCGCCGUCUGCUCUGGAGGUUGUCAGCUUUAUCGGCCAAACAUUUGGCGCAGGCGCGGCACUGACAGCUGCUGUCUACUUACUCCGCAAAGCGUGUUUAAUAAUGGCCUGGAAAUCUGGAGGAGCCAGCCACGCAGAGCUUGUCAACAAUCUCCGCAAAAAUGGCAUUAUUAAGUCCGACAAGGUCUAUGAAGUCAUGCUGGCCACAGACCGAGGCCAUUUCUCUAGGUGUAAUCCGUACAUGGACUCGCCACAGUCAAUAGGCUAUCAAGCAACCAUCAGCGCCCCACACAUGCACGCCUACGCCCUGGAGCUCCUGCACGACCAGCUGUACGAGGGGGCCAAAGCUCUGGACGUGGGCUCUGGCAGCGGGAUCCUGUCCGCAUGCUUCGCACGAAUGAUUGGACCUAAAGGGAAAGUUAUAGGCAUUGAUCACAUCCAGGAGCUGGUAGACGAUUCUAUAAACAAUGUGAAUAAAGAUGACCCCAGUUUGAUAACGUCGGGCAGAAUCACACUAAUAGUGGGAGACGGGCGGAUGGGCCUCCCUGAGGAAGCACCUUAUGAUGCCAUCCACGUUGGAGCAGCAGCACCUAACGUCCCCCAGGCCCUCCUGGACCAGCUGAAGCCCGGUGGGCGGCUGAUCCUGCCCGUGGGCCCGGCGGGGGGGAACCAGAUGCUGGAGCAGUAUGACAAGUUGGAGGACGGCAGCACCAAAAUGAAACCCUUGAUGGGGGUGAUUUAUGUGCCUCUAACAGACAAAGACAAGCAGUGGUCCAGGUGGAAGUGACUUCCUUCUCCCCCUCCUAUCGCUCUCUGCUUCUCACAGUGGCAAAGGGAUGAACUCUGAAGAGGAAGACGGUCCAUAAUCCACCUUUAAGUUUGAACCUGGAGAAACUGGGAUGGGGUGCAGCAGCCCAUGACAGUGAAAGCAUAGGAAAACAUGCUCUUUAUGUUUAACGAUGGACUAGAGUAUCACAUGGAGCCCAGGAGGGCUGGGAAAAAGGACUGCUUGAAGCUCGGCACUGAAAUAUUGCAGAGGGUUUUUUGUUUUCAGACCUGCAUCUUUUUUGGUUGUAUGUUCUUUUUGACUGCUGGAUUUGAGAUUGGGGUGUAUUUUUUUUUUGGUGUUUCAACUUUUGAAUUGCAAGCAGCCGUUUUUACAGUACAACAUUUCAGCAGUAUCAGAGCUGAAUGCAAGAGGGACACCGGACAUCUGCUUACAUAUGAACACAUGCACACACACACACACACACACAAAGGCUGACGUAACAACACUUCCUGUGUCAUGUGCAGCACUCAUUCUACACACAGAAUAAGCGACGCAUUGGAUUGACAUACUCCGCAGAGAGCACUAAUAACACCGUGCACAUCUCGCCUCUGUUGCUUUCUGCCGCUGGUUAUACAUUUAACUAUUUUGCGCAGGUUCUCCUGGUGGCUGACACUACAUGGGAUAGUCACUGCUUUGCCAAAAUGAAACUCCCAACUAUAUAAAGCAAAUGAAUGUCUGUGUUCUUGAAAUCAAAAAGCACAUUUUAUUUUGGGUGAUGGAUGAUUUUUGGCUUUCACAGUUUCUGGAAUGGCACAUGAAAAUAAAGAGAUGCUUAUGUUUU